AAACUUUCCGUCCCGCUCGCUCCCUCCUCCGCGCCCGGCGCCUCUCGCUCCAGCCCGGCUCAUUCCGCACAUUCCGGCCAGUCCCCUCCCCACGACCCCCCCUUUCCCGGCCCCCCUCUCGGCUCCCUCGGGCCCGGCGAAGCGGCCCGGCCGGAGCGCCCCCAGGAGCUCGGACCAGGCUCAGGCUGCCCAGUGGGCUCAGGCCCCGAGCCCAGAGCAACCAGCACAAUAGCGUCCAACAGCUGGAACGCCAGCAGCAGCCCCGGGGAGGCCCGGGAGGAUGGGCCCGAGGGCCUGGACAAGGGGCUGGACAACGAUGCGGAGGGCGUGUGGAGCCCGGACAUCGAGCAGAGCUUCCAGGAGGCCCUGGCCAUCUACCCGCCCUGUGGCCGCCGCAAGAUCAUCCUGUCGGACGAGGGCAAGAUGUACGGCCGAAAUGAGUUGAUCGCACGAUAUAUUAAAUUGAGGACGGGGAAGACUCGGACGAGAAAACAGGUGUCCAGCCACAUACAGGUUCUAGCUCGGAAGAAGGUGCGGGAGUACCAGGUUGGCAUCAAGGCCAUGAACCUGGACCAGGUGUCCAAGGACAAAGCCCUCCAGAGCAUGGCGUCCAUGUCCUCUGCCCAGAUCGUCUCUGCCAGCGUCCUACAGAACAAGUUCAGCCCACCCUCCCCUCUGCCGCAGGCCGUCUUCUCCACCUCCUCACGGUUCUGGAGCAGCCCCCCUCUCCUGGGACAGCAGCCUGGACCCUCUCAGGACAUCAAGCCCUUUGCACAGCCAGCCUACCCCAUCCAGCCGCCCCUGCCACCAGCACUCAGCAGUUACGAGCCCCUGGCCCCGCUCCCCUCAGCUGCCGCCUCCGUGCCCGUGUGGCAGGACCGCACCAUCGCCUCCUCCCGGCUGCGCCUCCUGGAGUAUUCCGCCUUCAUGGAGGUGCAGCGAGACCCUGACACGUACAGCAAACACCUCUUUGUGCACAUCGGCCAGACGAACCCCGCCUUCUCAGACCCGCCGCUCGAGGCAGUUGACGUGCGGCAGAUCUAUGACAAGUUCCCAGAGAAAAAGGGUGGCCUGAAGGAGCUCUAUGAGAAGGGGCCCCCUAACGCCUUCUUCCUGGUCAAGUUCUGGGCCGACCUCAACAGCACCAUCCAAGAGGGCCCCGGCGCCUUCUAUGGAGUCAGCUCCCAGUACAGCUCGGCGGACAGCAUGACCAUCAGCGUCUCCACCAAGGUGUGCUCCUUCGGCAAGCAGGUGGUGGAGAAGGUGGAGACCGAGUACGCCAGGCUGGAGAACGGGCGCUUUGUGUACCGCAUCCACCGCUCACCCAUGUGCGAGUACAUGAUCAACUUCAUCCACAAGCUGAAGCACCUGCCCGAGAAGUACAUGAUGAACAGUGUCCUGGAGAACUUCACCAUCCUGCAGGUGGUUACAAGCCGGGACUCCCAGGAGACCCUCCUCGUCAUCGCUUUCGUCUUCGAAGUCUCCACCAGUGAGCAUGGGGCCCAGCACCAUGUCUACAAGCUGGUCAAAGACUAGGGCGCCCUCUGCCCCCACCACCAGGAUCCAGGAUGAGCAUCUUUUCCACACACCUGCCUGGUACCCCCAGGGGUCCAGGAUGGAGGACUCAUCUGCCUGCCAGGCCUCAGGCCCAGGACCCAGGAGGCCUCCCCACCUACCCCCAGCACACACACUCCCUGCCACUGUUCUGCGCUUUAUUUGUGGGAGAGGAGAGGAGGCCUCAGCGGUGGGGUAGGCUGCCUAGGGCAAGGAAGCAGCCCCACCCAGCUCUGCCCAGCCAUGACCAGAUGGGAGGACAACUUCUGGCUCUAGAGCGGGUGGCCACAGGCCCCUUAGGGGUGUGUGAUGGAUGGGUGGAGGUAGGAUGGAAACUGAGGGAGUCAGAAUUCAGAGAACCCCCCCAGAAGAAAAGCUCAAGUUGAGGUUGAGUUGAGGGGCCCACACUUCCUUUGCACCUACUGUGUGCCAGGCCUGGUGUCACUCCCCUCCAUGCCUCUUACCACCCUCAAAUCUCACAGAGCAAGUGUGGGUCUUAGUGUCUCAGAUGAGGUGCUGAAGCUCCAGGAAGUUGAGGGACCUGAGGGAGGGGUGGGUGGAGCUGGAGUUCUCACUCAGGGCCCAGGUUUUUGCUAACUCCCUCGAGUGGGGGCUGGUCCCAGCUAACUCCCGGGAGAGGGCUGGAACAGAGACAGCAUGAUGCAGUGAAGAGCAGAGCUUUCUUGGGGCCAGCUGGCUGGGGACCCCGACACUGGGGAGUAGCUGUUUCUACCAGGCAGGUACUCGGUACCUAGUUGGCACCCUCUGUCUACCUGUAGUCCAGCCAGAGGCCUCAGGGGUCCAGAUUGGGUGCCAGGCCACCCAGACCCCUCCUGAUGGGAGGAGGCCCUGGGGCAGACCUCAACUCAAAAAUAGGCCAGAUGGUCAGGGAGGAAGACCUUGCCCCAGCCCGAGAGAACAGUGCCCACUGGGUUUCCCUGGCUGAAGCGGCAGCCCCGCGCACCCAAUUCUGGUGCUGAAGGUUAUCCUUCCCGACACCCAGGCCCCUCGACGGCUCGGCCUGCCCCCCCCCCAGCUGCCUCUGGAUAUUUAUGAGUUUCAUAUGAAGUACUGUGCCCCUUCCUUUCCCUGCUCCCUUCCCCACCCACCCUGCCUCACCCUGAGCUUCCUGAAGGUCCUCACAGUUUGCAUAUCGCUCAGGCCACCUCCAAUCCCAACCUAGGUUUUAUAAUGUAUAUUAUAUAUUUUUUGUGUAUUUUUUAAAUCCAGCUGUGAUGGGUUAUCAUAAAUGUGGCACGUGGCUGGGCAGGGGCCCCCAAGGCUCGGCUCCUGCUCAAGGGGAAAAAAAUUAAAGUUAUUUG
Molecule: messenger RNA, 2876 nt
Organism: Condylura cristata (star-nosed mole)
Lineage: Eukaryota; Metazoa; Chordata; Mammalia; Eulipotyphla; Talpidae
Gene: TEAD3
Product: TEA domain family member 3
Exons: 13
Biological process (GO): positive regulation of transcription by RNA polymerase II; embryonic organ development; hippo signaling
Cellular component (GO): transcription regulator complex
Molecular function (GO): DNA-binding transcription factor activity, RNA polymerase II-specific; RNA polymerase II cis-regulatory region sequence-specific DNA binding
Source: RefSeq, a predicted model, not a curated record